CAGCAGAGAAGCAACCAAAAGGAAAGAGAGAGAAAAAAACUCCCCAGAAGCGAAAUCGGAAAACCAAUCGAGAAUACUACAAUCGCCGCCGCGUGAAAUGGCCGACAGACAGAGGAACGGCAGCAGUAAGAUCUCUUCUUCUUCUUCUUCUUCCGGCGCCGGCCAGCCGAGCCGGCUCCAGCGGCGGAGGCCGGCGUCGUUGCAGAUCAGCCCGGCGUCUUCCUCCUUCUGGAGCGCAGCCAUCCCUCUCCUCUCCCCGCUCGACACCUCCCCGACCGCCGUGGAUCGGAAGUUCGAGAUGUCGGCGAAUCAGCAGCAGAGUCAGAGUCAUAACCAGCAGAGAGUCGGCGGCGGGGAGGCGGAGAAGGCAUCCGUGUUCAAGAAAUGGCAGCACCCGGCGGCGCCCUUCUGUUACGAGGCGGCCAAGUUGAAGCCGUCGUUCUUCGUCCCUGUAUAGCCUUGUUACUAUUAUAUAUUAUUGUGAUUAGAGAUUGGCGAUUGGGGGAAAAAAAAUGGGAGAGUGAAAGGACAGAUUAGAUUUGUACACAGGUUGAGGGGGGAUUUACUACAAUUAGGGUUUUCAGAUCUGACCUAAUGAUACUUUUUUUUUCUUUCCUUCUUCCCUUGGUUUCAGCAGAGAAUGAAUUGUACACAGAUUU
Molecule: messenger RNA, 659 nt
Organism: Linum trigynum
Lineage: Eukaryota; Viridiplantae; Streptophyta; Magnoliopsida; Malpighiales; Linaceae
Source: the annotation of a GenBank genome assembly